This is a messenger RNA of Humulus lupulus (European hop), 458 nucleotides long. Its product is annotated as protein MOR1-like. Gene Ontology annotation, molecular function: microtubule plus-end binding; microtubule plus end polymerase activity. Gene Ontology annotation, cellular component: kinetochore; spindle pole; microtubule plus-end. Gene Ontology annotation, biological process: establishment or maintenance of microtubule cytoskeleton polarity; mitotic spindle organization; microtubule polymerization. Bases 52 to 351 code for a protein of 99 amino acids. The record is from RefSeq and is a predicted model, not a curated record. Lineage: Eukaryota; Viridiplantae; Streptophyta; Magnoliopsida; Rosales; Cannabaceae. The transcript has 4 exons.
UUGUUUGGUGCUCUAAGGGGUCGUCUAGGUGACAGCAACAAAAAUUUAGUCAUGGCAACAUUGACAUGCAUUGGCAAUGUUGCAUGUGCAAUGGGUCCAGCUGUUGAGAAAGCAAGCAAGGGCAUUUUAGCGGAUGUUUUGAAAUGUUUGGGUGACAAUAAAAAGCAUAUGAGGGAAUGCACAUUGAAUACUUUAGAUUCUUGGCUCUCUGCUGUUCAUCUUGAUAAAAUGGUUCCUUACAUUGCAGCAGCUUGGACAGAUGCAAAACUUGGUGCGGAAGGGCGCAAAGAUCUUUUUGAGUGGUUGUCAAAACAACUAUCUGGGUUAACUGAAUUUCCUGAUGCUGUAUAGCUACUAAAGCCAGCUUCCUCUGCUCUGACGGAUAAAUCAUCAGAUGUUCGUAAAGCAGCAGAGACAUGCAUUGCUGAAAUCUUGAGAGUUUGUACACAAGAAACUGU